AUGGGGGAUGGUCAGAGCACUCAGAGCGCCGGCUCCACCGUUAUCCAUCCCUGUGACCCCAUUUUUAUCCCUUUCCCCAGCCCCACAGCCGCCCCACAUCCCCGCCGGUGCCCCACCACCGCCAUGACCACCCCCACCACCUCCUCCCUGGUCUCGCUCUGCGCCCGCCGCCUGGUCGCCCACCUCCCCAGCGCCCGCCGCUCUCUGCCGCUGCUCCCCGCCGAAUUGUACCCCGCUCUGCUCCAGGCCGCCCUCCUGGACUGCCGCGUUCCCCUCCUGCAGGACCUGGUGAGGUCCUGGCCUUUCCCAAUCCUCUCCCUACGCUGCGACCCCCAUCGCCACCCCGACCAGCUCUGCGUCCAGGCUGUUCUCCUGGCCGUCACCGCGGGGCUGCGGUCCGACGCCGGCCCGCGGCCAUGUCUGCGUGUGUUGGACAUGACCGGCAUCCAGGACGGUGCGGAACACGGUCCGGACAGCGUCACCCUGUGGUCGAGGACAGUACUGCUGGCCAAAGCCUGCCUGGAAGCCUCUCAACGCCGAACCGAACCGCGUGGCACCAAAGAUCAGAAGGGUUCCCCGGUGCCCGCGGUGGAAAUCCGCGUCGACCUCUUUGUCAACAGCACCUCGGGGGCCAUCCUGAGGGCGGCCCUACGGGGCGGAGGGGCCCUACGCCUGCGCUGCCGUGACUUCCACGCCGAGGAGCUUUCCCUAGGAGGCACCUUGGAUCUGUUGGAGGCCUUGGAGCCGCUCGGCUUGCGGCGCGUCGAGCUGCGCUUCAACAACCUGGGGUUGGCCGGGCUGUGCCAGGUGGUGCCGCGUCUCGCUCGCUUCCCACACCUGGCCAGCUUGAGGUUGCCCUACAGCAACGUGGACGUGAGGAGGCCUGGGAUGGAAGAUGGGCUGAAGGAGCUGGCGGAAGCGUUGGGUUCGUUGCACGGGCUGAGGGAGCUCAACCUGGGCUCGUGCCGGCUGGCGGGGCGGCUGGGGCUGCUGCUGGGGUCCCUGCGGCGCCCGCUGGAGAGCCUGGAGCUUCCCUUCUGCCACCUGCAGCCCUGCGACCUCGCCUUCCUGGCCGGCAGCCCUCACGCCCCGGCCCUGAAGAAGCUCGACCUGAGCGGCCACGACCUCUCCUCCUCCCUCCUCCCUCCCUUCCUCCAUCUCCUCCCUGCCGUCUCCUCCUCCCUCCGCCAUUUGGACGCGGCCGAAUGUCACCUCGGCGACCGCCACCUCCCCGUCCUGCUGCCGCCUCUCAGGCUCUGCGUCCGCCUCUCCUACCUCGGCCUCUUUGGCAACCGCUUGUCCUCCGCCGGCCUGAAGGUCCUGCUGGAGGGGACCCGAGCCCUGUCCUCCCUUCGCCUCGUCGUCCACCCCUACCCCACGGAUUGCUGCGACAGCGGCGACGGCGACGUCCGCGAGGGCUGCGUGGCCGCGCUGCGGGAGGAGCUGCAGGGAAUGCUGGGCAGCGCUGGCAGGGAGGACGAGGUGUGGAGCUGCAGCCUGCAGCAUCACGGCGGGUCCGACUUCUUUGCGCUGUGAGGUGCGGUGACAAAGGGACGCAGAGGGACAAAGGGACGGCAGGAAUGGCGGCCAAGGGACGGCGGGACAUGAGGUGACCAAGGGACAGCAGGAGAUGUGGUGACCAAGGGACAGCAGGAGUGGUGAUGAAGGAACAACCAGGACAAAGGGACAGCAGGAGAUGUGGUGACCAAGGGACACCAGGAGUGGUGAUGAAGGAACAAAUGAGAGGAGUGGUGACAAAGGGACACAGAGGGACAAAGGGACGGCAGGAAUGGCGGCCAAGGGACGGCGGGACAUGAGGGGACAAAGGGACACCAGGAGAUGUGAUAAAGGAACAACCAGGACAAAGGGA
Molecule: messenger RNA, 1870 nt
Organism: Tympanuchus pallidicinctus (lesser prairie-chicken)
Lineage: Eukaryota; Metazoa; Chordata; Aves; Galliformes; Phasianidae
Gene: LRRC14
Product: leucine rich repeat containing 14
Exons: 4
Coding region: 1-1536 (511 amino acids)
Cellular component (GO): cytoplasm
Source: RefSeq, a predicted model, not a curated record